This is a messenger RNA of Hordeum vulgare subsp. vulgare (domesticated barley), 1973 nucleotides long. RefSeq names its product cytochrome P450 709B1-like. Gene Ontology annotation, molecular function: iron ion binding; monooxygenase activity; oxidoreductase activity, acting on paired donors, with incorporation or reduction of molecular oxygen. The record is from RefSeq and is a predicted model, not a curated record. Bases 288 to 1832 code for a protein of 514 amino acids. Lineage: Eukaryota; Viridiplantae; Streptophyta; Magnoliopsida; Poales; Poaceae. The transcript is spliced from 4 exons.
UGCAUCACAGCUGAGCUCACCAAACGCCGAGCCUCUCUUCUCCCUCGUGUGCAUGCCCACAGCCGCGUGCCCAGCACCAGCAAGCAAGCCGGCGACCCGAGGCCAUGGUCAAAGCUCAUCCUCCCGGAUAAAUACCCACCUCCCCGACCCGACUCUCACAGCAGACACACACACGCAUUUCCCGGUCUCAAGGACUCAAGCUCACAAUCACAAGCAGAGCACCAGAAGCAGAGGCACCCCACCCGUCUCAAUCUCUCAAUCCCGAGUGACCGCCGUGCCGGUCCACCAUGGGUCUCGUCUGGAUGGUGGCGGCGGCCGUGGUAGCGGUGCUGGUCUCGUGGGCGUUCAACGCGCUGGUGCACCUCGUGUGGAGGCCGCGCGCCAUCACCCGGCAGCUCCGCGCGCAGGGCGUGGGCGGGCCGGGCUACAGGUUCUUCGCCGGCAACCUCGGCGAGAUCAAGCGGCUCCGCGACGACACCGCCGGCGCCGCGCUGGACGUCGGCGACCACGACUUCGUCCCCAUGGUCCAGCCGCACUUCCGCAAAUGGAUCCCCAUCCACGGGCGCACGUUCCUGUACUGGUUCGGUGCCAGGCCGAGCCUGUGCGUGGCGGACGUGAACGUGGUGAAGCAGGUGCUCGCCGACCGCAACGGGAUGUACCCCAAGAACAUCGGGAACCCCCACAUCGCCCGCCUGCUCGGCAAGGGGCUGGUGCUCACCGACGGCGACGACUGGAAGCGCCACCGGAAGGUCGUCCACCCCGCCUUCAACAUGGACAAGCUCAAGAUGAUGACGGUGACCAUGUCCGAAUGUGCCGGGUCAAUGAUGUCGGAGUGGGAGGCGAAGAUGGACAAGGGCGGCAGCGUGGAGAUUGACCUCAGCAGCCAGUUUGAGGAGAUAACCGCGGAUGUCAUCUCUCACACGGCAUUCGGAAGCAGCUACGAACAGGGGAAAAAGGUCUUCCUGGCGCAGAGGGAACUUCAGUUCCUCGCCUUCUCCACCGUAUUCAGUGUCCAAAUCCCAGCAUUCAGGUACCUUCCAACUGAAAAGAACCUCAAGAUAUGGAAGCUUGACAAGGAGGUGAGGACCAUGCUGAUGAACAUCAUCGAAAGCCGUCUUGCCACCAAAGACACCAUGGGCUACGGCAACGACCUGCUCGGGCUCAUGCUGGAGGCGUGCGCGGCAGAGGGUGGCCAUACUCCGAUUUUGAGUAUGGACGAGAUCAUAGAUGAGUGCAAGACAUUCUUCUUUGCCGGGCAUGACACCAGCUCGCACCUCCUCACAUGGACCAUGUUCUUGCUGAGCACGCACCCUGAGUGGCAGGAGAAGCUCAGGGAGGAGGUGCUAAGAGAGUGUGGCAGUGAGGUUCCCACCGGCGACAUGCUCAACAAGCUGCACUUGGUCAACAUGUUCCUACUGGAAACUCUCAGGCUAUACGCCCCUGUAUCACUCAUUCAGAGGAAGGCGGGUUCAGAUCUCGAGGUCGGUGGCAUCAAAGUGCCCGAAGGCACCGUCCUAACGAUCCCCAUCGCGACGAUCCACCGUGACAAGGAGGUAUGGGGAGAAGAUGCCAACGAAUUCAAGCCUAUGAGGUUCGAGAAUGGAGUGGCGAGGGCCGGAAAGCAUCCCAAUGCCUUGUUGUCAUUCUCCAGCGGGCCGAGGUCGUGCAUUGGGCAGAGCUUUGCAAUGAUCGAGGCCAAGGCCGUUAUCGCCGUGAUUCUUCAGAGGUUUUCGUUUUCCCUAUCACCUAAGUAUGUCCAUGCCCCGAUGGAUGUGAUCACGCUGCGGCCCAAGUUUGGGCUUCCCAUGAUCCUCAAGAGCAUAGAGAUAUAGAAAAAUGUGUAUGUCGUUAAGUAUAACACAAGGUUUUGUAUUAUUUGAUUGGAUUUUAGUUUAUGUUAUGCACUAGAUAAGCUUGGAAAAUUAUUGAUGUAUAAUGCAUUCUAUAAAUAUAAUAAAGUGCUUUAUUAAUAA